AACUACAGCGAGUCACGCGUGCAUGCGCAGAUGGGAGUUCGUCGACUGCGGGCCGCUCUCGACGGUCGCUCAAUCUUCGUCGGCGAAAUCGACCGCGCAUUCGCUGACCACGAGUCCGAGCCUAUGGGAGAGACCAUUCUAUUUACGACCGAGGAAUCCAUACUGGAAGCGAUCGCUGAGAAUGACGUUUGUCUUGCAAACAACAUGGAGAAAACCCAGUCCACAUGUGAUUUUGUAGGAGAAGACCUUGUGCUAGGACUUACACCAGGCAGGCCAGUUACUCGGGAAAUGAACCGUGUCCCCAAUAAUAAGGAGAAACCACACUGCUCCACAUUAACCGAUGUUGAGGAAGACGGCUCAGUAGGGAAGGUAAAAGUUAUACACUUGGAGCUCUGCGGAAAUUGGGGUGCGCCAGGCUUGAUCGGACUUUGUGGACUGGAGCUACUUGACAAUAAGGAUGAUGUCAUCGAUCCAUCGACGAUGACUAUCUCAGCGAAUGACGGAUCUGACUGCGACUCCCAGAGACUUCUGAAUGGCAACAAUCUUACGCGAUCGCCGGACGAUAUGUGGCUUACCACAUUUGAUCCGAAGUAUCCACCAACGAUCACCAUUAUGCUUCUUAAGCCGACAGUGGUGAAAGGAAUUUCCUUCUGGAACUACAACGCUUCACAGGAGUUGGCAUACGCUGGCGUUCGUUUGCUGAAUAUCUGCACCAAUGGGAAGGCGGUAGUCAAUAACGUUCUCCUGAGGAAAGCUCCAGGAUUUGUGCUGUUCGACUUCGUGCAGGACGUGCAUAUAGAUCGCCAUCCCACCAUCAGACCACUAAUGCGUCCUGCUACGCAUUCAGUUUAUGGAUUGCUUGUAAUCGAACUUAUUUUAGUCAUAUUCCAACUGCGAUUGCUCAGUUCGUGGGGCGAUGAGUUCUACAUUGGCUUAAAUGGAAUCGAACUCUACGAUCGCCAGGAUAAAAGGAUCAACGUUGGGCCACACAAUCUGGCGGCAUUUCCUGAAAGCGUCAACAUCCUUCCAUCAGUCGAAGGCGAUCCCAGAGCUUGUCUGAAUCUCAUUAAUGGAUGCAACGACACGAACCGCGCAGAGCAGAUGUGGUUGACACCGAUACUUCCGAAUCGCUGUGCACGGGUGUUCUUCGUAUUCGACGAUCCGGUUGCCGUGUCUACCAUCGUCAUCUACAAUUACCGCAAGACACCAGCAAGGGGAGUGCGGCAUAUUUCGGUGAGUCGGCUAAGAUGA
Molecule: messenger RNA, 1251 nt
Organism: Angiostrongylus costaricensis
Lineage: Eukaryota; Metazoa; Nematoda; Chromadorea; Rhabditida; Metastrongylidae
Source: the annotation of a GenBank genome assembly